Dibothriocephalus latus is the source of this 1095-nucleotide messenger RNA. The record is from the annotation of a GenBank genome assembly. NCBI's taxonomy places the organism in Eukaryota, Metazoa, Platyhelminthes, Cestoda, Diphyllobothriidea, Diphyllobothriidae.
AUGGAUGAAGAGAAUUCUGAUUACUCGAUUAUCGUCUGUGUGAAACAACUGCUUCAUCUGCCCCGUGAGCAUUCUAACAAGAAGAUAUGGCUCAAAGCUCAUUUUGCGGAUCAGACUUGCGAUGAGUCGCCUAAGCUUAGCAUGGAAGACGAUGGCACUAUUAACUUUAAUCACCGGUUUAAAUUCACAUUUGAAGAGAUAAAUUUGGCAUCUCUCAACGAAUUCGGCAAUCGACCAUUCGUCAUAAGCAUUUUUGAGGCUCCUAGCGUGCCCAAGAAGAGUGACUUAAAGAAGCCUCGUGUUGGGAUUGCCGCCUUCGACAUUCUGCCACUUAUUCGAGGUGAACUCGCGUUUGAUCUGCAGGUGCCCGUUCAUCUCUCUAGUCACACAACAUCCGCAACUGAUGCAAAGAAACCUCAUAUGUCCCUCUCUGUAUCUACACGUAGCCCCAUUAACCAAAGCUUUUCGGAAAGUCCCUUUAACGUGCUGAGAAUUCGCGUGGAAAGUAUGCAGAGUUUGCCGGAUGACUAUAUCAACCAAACCUCUGACUAUGUGAACAUUGCCGCAUUCAAGUCCUUUGCACAGGCUGACCAGCCGGUCGUUUUCAGUGAAUCCGUUAUAAGUCUUCCAACGGAACCCGUAGAGAACCGUGGGAAGUCGUGGAUGUUAACCGAUGGUAUAAUGCCAGGAGAGGCUCUCAUCCCCGGAAGUGAGGGCAUAUCGGCUGAAAAGAAGUACCUCGAGGAAGAUGGGGAACUCCAGGAGGAUAACGAUAUUGAGCACAGGUACCAGUCCGAGCACAAUAAGCCCAAACUCCUAUGGAGCCAAGAAUGGCGAGCUUUCCUCGACUUUGACUCAUUACAGCGAAUGAAAGAACAGAUUUCGUCGUCACCACUUUUGCCGAUUGAAGUGCUACGUUUGCCUACUGCAGAAAACCCCAAAGUCAAGAAGGAAAAUGACUAUGCGAUAACGUUUCACGGCGUGGCCUUUGUGGAUCUGUUCAAGUUACUUCAGCCAGGCGGUGAGUAUGAACAUGAUCAGAAAAUGUAUGGAAUUCGAUUUAAGAAAUUCUUGCUCAUUUUUAAGAAAAAAUAA